Molecule: messenger RNA, 2951 nt
Organism: Lytechinus pictus (painted urchin)
Lineage: Eukaryota; Metazoa; Echinodermata; Echinoidea; Temnopleuroida; Toxopneustidae
Exons: 1
Molecular function (GO): protein binding
Source: RefSeq, a predicted model, not a curated record
UCUCCACAUUGUAGCGUGAUAAGAACAUCUAUCGGCAAGAUGGCGAGGAUCAUCUGGAUUUCUAUUCUUAUCAUCAUAGAGACAUCUCUCCGAGCUGCUUCACAGACUGUCUCCAUUUCGGAUAUCACCCACAAUUCUGCCCUUCUUUCGUGGGACAUCGCCGUUGAGGGCGCCACACUCCGGACAUUCCGGAUCAGCGUUGACUGUCGCCUCUGCGUCCCUUUUGAGGUCCCUGCGAACACCACCAGUACUCAACUCUCCGGACUCAAAGACAACACGCGCUUCCAAGCUUGCGUCACACCUUACACAGCCGCUAUUGAGUUGGGCUCAGAGUGUGUUUCAUUCAGAACCAGUUUAUCGCCUGAAACAGUUGGGGCAUUGUUUGUUGGUAUUUUCCUCGUUGUGUCUUUCUUCGUGUUGGUCGCGAUGGAUUUAUUAUGCCGACGGCACCAAAUUGAAGUGGAGGAUGCCAAACAAAAUGAACUCCUUGAACAAGGAUGGCAGACCUUCAAGAGAAGUAGUACGGGGAGAGUCGCGAAGAAAGUGUCAAGGGCAUCAGCUGCUCCCUUGGAACCUACUCGAUCGGAGGACGAUGCCUUUGAUAAUAUUGGUGAUGUCACUUUUGAAGAGGAUUUACCUGAAUGAUCGACCAGUACAAUCUUAAAAACAGGAUUUCCCAAAUGCUGAAAAAAUAGACAAUAUAUAAAAAAAAUUAUAAAGAAAAAGCUAAAAGACUUGGUGUGCAUCAUGGUCAUGAUUUUGUAAAGCUGCAAAGUAAGUUGGUUACCGACAGAAAUAUUUACCAAAGAAUGUCUUAACGUUUACCAAUGAAUCGACUCUUCGAAUUUCAUAAAACACGAUGUACUUUUUGGAUCUGCAUAUCAAAGGUGCUUUGGUUUAAUAAUGAGGCUAUCAUCAUUCCAAAAGGCAUGAUGACAUUUCUUGUAGUAACCUUCGCCACUCUUAGUUUCAUUCGGCAGUGGUAACUAAUAUUCUUUGGAAGUUUCCUUUAGACUUCGUGGAAGUCUAAAUGCUACCACAUCCAUGACACCAGGACUGACACGAAAGUUUGAUCCCACGCAUGACUUCUCAGACACGAGCCAAUUCAAAAUCAUUCAAACACGCCCUUUAAAUCGAUCAGGAUGUUCAGAUCAUAAUGAUCAUGAUUAAAAGUGGUGUUUUUAUCUCUCUCUCUCUCUCUCUCUCUCUCUCUCACUCUCUGACAAAUGACACGGAGAGGGGCAGUUGAGAAAGCUCAGAGUACACUGACCCAUGUCCGAAAUCAUUGAAACAACAAUGAGCGAUGUAAUCAAUUUAUGUUUCAUCCUUCUCUCCGAGCUUUCGAAGAUACUUGUCAAUGAUAUACCCGCAUUUUUCAGAGGAACGAGUCGGGUUCUUGAUGCUAUUUCUUACUGAAUUAUUCAUUCGCCGAGUAAACGCAUUUAAACGAUUUGUGGCGCUACCCCGUGAACCUGUCGGCCAGUAUUGACAGGAUAUUAAUGUCCGCCACAGAGAGAACUGGGGAACAUUACAUGAAGGGACAAAGUGUGUUUUAUUCAACAGUUACCAGAACAACUGGGCUUCUCAGCCAAUCAAAACCAAGGAAAGUUGUCAGAUCUGACAUGUCCUUGCCCGACGAAAAAUGGUGAAGAAAUGCUUUCCUAGUUCUUGUAUCAUGUGUAUAGGCGAAUAAAGGAUUCCGUAAAGAGCGUCCAAACUAGACUACAUGUGAUGGACCUGACGGCUGCAAGACUUCUGAAAGACCACAGGUGUGACGAUAGGAUAUUGAUAGUUCUUCACAAUCUUUCAGUGAACUUUGAAUGAUUUCUUAGGUCAAUCUUGAUUCGUCAGAUUUCAGGAAAUUAUAGGUCUCUGGUAUCCAUGGAAACUACUAAAUUUUGAAACGGUUCAUGAUAAUUUUUCAGUCAUCCACUAGAAAAUUGGUCCUUCGAUGAACCGUCCUUUACCUUAGUCUUUCAGUGAUCUCUAAAGAUGCAGUCAUACCAACGAAACCGACUCCAAACCGACCGAUGGUAAGUCAUUGGAAAUGACGUAGUAGAUUUUGUUCGGUCUGGUGUCGGAUUUGCAAAUAUGACCGUAGCAUCACUUGGCUCCCAAUGUUCUAACUAAUGUUUAAAUAAUCCUUCGUGGAAGUUCGGCCACCUUUUUGAAGAAGGUUUUAUUAUAACCACUGGAAAAUCAUGGAAAACUUUUGAGACCUUUAUGAAACUUGGAGAGAGAAAAAUGGUAUGAAGAUUGCCGAGAUAACACGACACUGUAACGGAAGAUUCGAUCAAAAUAAACGAUUGAUUGUUAAUCUUAGUCUAUGGCAAACCAUGUUAGAAAUAUUACAGUUGAUUGUAAAUCUGAAUAUAGUCCCUUUUCUUAAAGACCCAUUAAUCGCCUGAAUGAUCUCUUAAGAUAAGUUGAAAGAUUGCGAUGGAACUGUUCUGUUCUUUCAGAUAUUUUGAGUGACAUGGUCUUAUAAUGGUAUAUUUUCCCCCGAGUUCUUGAUCAGUCUCACCAAGACAUUAGAUGACGAUCUUAUUUACAAUUUGUAAGGUGAUCUCUCUCUCAGUAAUUUAUUAUUAACAAUCGACUUAAGGGGCCAACUUUGCCAUCCAAUGGUAACUAUCACAGUAACAAUGGAUAAAAAUCAAUCACAAUCGAGGAUUCCAUGCAAUUUACCAUCGGAUGGUAAAGUAAGUUUUGUGCAUCAGGGUUCAGGUCGUGAAGACUAUUGAGAUAUCUUGCCAAUUUUGAUCUCUCAUUGGUCUCUAGGAGAUUUGCUUUGUUAGGAAAAAUAUUCUAGUAGUGAAAGCUCUUAGUGAACCGAGGUGCCUGGUUAAGUUGUGUCAAAGAAUAUAUAUAAUAACUUUUUCGUAUUCAAUUUGAAUUUACAUGUAUUGCAAUUGUUUUACCUUUUUGAAUAAAAAUUAAUGCUUAUGACA